Molecule: messenger RNA, 3395 nt
Organism: Eublepharis macularius
Lineage: Eukaryota; Metazoa; Chordata; Lepidosauria; Squamata; Eublepharidae
Product: nicotinamide N-methyltransferase-like
Exons: 3
Coding region: 2233-3132 (299 amino acids)
Cellular component (GO): cytosol
Molecular function (GO): N-methyltransferase activity
Source: RefSeq, a predicted model, not a curated record
AAUGAGCCAGCUCUGGCUUCCUCCUCUUCUCAGUCAAUUCUCUCCCCUCCCUGCCUGCCUCCUGCUCUGGCCUUUUCUUCUUCCUCCUGCCAUGCCCCCUCCCUGGCUCUCUUCACCUAUAGUGGCCUUGAUUCCGGAGGUCUUGACUUCCAAGGGGGCUUUUAUCUCAGAGGGGGCACAUGCUGGCAGUCUUUGGCCCUGCCCGCCCUUCAGAUACCCCCAGAACCCGCUGGUCUCUUCCUUCUUCCUCUUAGCUAAUAUGCAGCCUUUCAUGGGAGUAUUACCAGGUCCCCCUUGUAAUGGUUUGGAGAGAGAGAGAGAGAGAGAGAGAGAGAGAGAGAGAGAGAGAGAGAGAGAGAGAGAGAGAGACUUUAAAUGCUUGGUGUCGUACAGAUGAAGACUUGGGGUGAAAGAGACGGAUGAGUGAGUGAGAUGAUUGGCUGCAGGCUUUAAGCCCUUUCCCCAUGUCAAAAUAGCAGGAGGGAGGUUUUUCCCCGUUUUCCCAUGGAGUAUUCCGUGUACUUGGAGCAGUAAAAAAGGGGGAAAAUAUUCCCCCAUGCUAUUGUGACAUGGGGAAAUGGCUUGAGGGUGGAGGGAGGAGUACCUUCUCCCCCAUGAAGGCAUUCUGAGGCCAUUUGGGUUCUCUUAUUUUUAACAGCCAUUUACUUUUUAACUGCUGUAUGGCUGCAGAAACCUGAGGUGGGUCUGGGGAACAGAUCAUGCAAUAUAGAUUUUAUUAGGAUCAACUCAAGGACACCGUGUUGCAAGCUUUUGAUUUCCCCAGAACCCUUCAUCAAGCCGAAUGUUGUGAAAUUUUCAAAAAAGAAAAACAGAUUUUUUUCAGGUCAUGGUUUUAAGGCCUUUUCAUGCCAAGUGGGACUUCUGGCUGGCAAAAAAAAAGAUAUCAAGGGCCAUAAUAGCAAGAGGCAGUAAAACCAGAGCAACCACCCCCCUGCUCACCGUCUCAACUCUCCCCUUAACCUGUAAGACUCCAAAUCACUUGAAAGUCUCAGGAGAUAUAUUUAUGAUGUCUUGAAGGACAGCCAAUUAGGUAGUCAUCACUGCAAGUUGCAUUUUCAUGUUCACACAUUCUUGCUACUUCCAUUCGUCUGCAGAAGUUACGUCCUUCUCUUGAUCAGCUGAGUUCAGGCAUUAUACAAGUAGAGAAGUUGCUUACAGUCCUGUUGGCCUGAAAGUUACUGGUUAAGAGGGAGGUUAAAGAUGUUGGGUGGGGGAAUUGUUGUAAUAGAGUUUAAUCAUUUUAUUGCCUUUUGCUCUUAUGGAUGGACCCUAAGAGAAAGUAUUAUAUGGAACCUAAUUGACCUUAUUCCCCUAACCUGGAUAGCCCAGGUGAGCCUGAUCUCAGAUCUCAGAAGCUAAGCAGGGUUCGCCCUGGUGAAGAAAUUGGAUGGGAGACUUCCAAUGAAGCAGCAGGAAAGGGGGCAUUUUACCCCUGCAGGCUUGGAGCAGCUGCUUGUCGGGGAGAUCCCUGUCAAGCAACUGAUCCAGGGGUUAAAAUGCCCCCUUCUGAGCCACUGCACAACAGCACAGAAAGGGGCAUUUCACUCCUGCAGGCUGGACUCAGCUGCUUGUUCGGGAAUCCCCAACAAGCAGCUGAUUGAGGGUUUAAAUGCCCAUUUCCAUGAUGCUGGGGCCGUUUCGGAAAUCCCGAAUCUUUGCAAAUCGGGUCUGAUUUUGAUAUUUUCCCCAAAUUGAAAACCUGAAUCACACACCCCUAAUCAUUACUUUUGUCUUCUUGAUAUUCAGCUGUAAUUCUGCUUUAUCGCUUUCUCCUUUAACCUCCAUCAGUAGUCAUUUCAAGUCUUUGCUAUUUUCUGCCAGUAAUGUGGUGUCAUCUGCAUAUCUCAAAUUGUUAAUGUUCCUUCCACCAAUGUUCACUCCACUUUCUUCUUGAUCUAAUCCAGCUUUCCUCAUGAUAGGUUCUGCAUAGAAGUUGAAAAAGUAGAAAGAUAAUAUGCAUCCUUGUCUGACACCUUUGCCGAUUGAAAAAUAUUCUGUUUCCCCAUAUUCUGUCCUGACAGUAGCCUCUUGUCCAGAGUACAGGUUGUGUACUCAAGGUGAGUGUAGUGCAGGAAUUUUGUAAUUGUUAUGUUGUUUAAAAAGAGGAUCCCGAGAACGCACUUUAAACUCUAUCCACUGUAAGCCAGAUAGUGAAACAUUACCCCAGAAUAGGUUGAAGCCAGUUCUUAUGAGACAGGCAAAUAAGAGGGAAUGAAGCCAAUUCUAGGGAAAGCCCUUGGUUGGACAAUGCGACCCAAAAGGGCUGAGGAAAACCCAUAUAACCCAGCCUGGGAAAGCCUCUGGGAAGCAUUCGGCAACUGUCCCAUCAUGGAGGCGGCCUUCAGUGACAAAGCAUUUUAUGCUCAGCAUUUUGACCCCAAAGAGUAUUUGGAAAGGUAUUACUCAUUCAGCUCCGAGAAAGAAGCAGAAAAGGCCUUAAUAACCUUUACUCUGAACACGCUGCACAAGGCUUUCACUGUGGGUGGCAUUAAAGGAGACACCCUGAUUGAUAUUGGAAGUGGACCCGUCAUCUACCAGUACCUCUCUGCCUGCGAGUCCUUCCGAGAGAUCAUCGUCACAGAUUAUACUGACCAGAACCGGGAGGAGCUGCAGCGGUGGCUGAGGAAGGAGCCGGGAGCUUUCGACUGGAGCUCUAUUGUGAAAUACGUCUGCGAGCUGGAAGAGGACAGGGAAAAGUGGGCCCAGAAGGAAGAGAAGGUCCGCUGCAGCAUCAAGCAGGUCCUGAAGUGUGAUGUGACCCAGCCCAACCCCUUGGCCCCGCUGUCUCUUCCUCCAGCUGACUGUCUGCUCUCCACCUAUUGCUUGGAAUUGGCUUCCAAAGACCUGCCUGCCUUCCGCUCGGCCUUGAAGAAUAUCGGUUCUCUUCUAAAGCCCGGAGGGCACCUGAUCUUAGCUACUGCACUAGAACUCACCUUUUACAUGAUAGGCCAGUGCCAGUUUGGUUGCCUCUAUUUGGAUCAAGAGGAUUUAGAGAAAGCCGUGAAAGAGGCUGGUUUUGAUAUUGAGUGGCUGGAGGCAGCCAGGCUCAGUUUUCCUUUGUCUUUAAUAGAUAUGAAGGGGGCAUGCACGAUCGUUGCCGUGAAACGUUGAUGCAAGUUGAGCGGAAGUUUGGGAUGUGGUGAAAAGCAGGGGAAAUUAUGGUUUUAAUUUUUAUUAUUAUUGUUACACGAUACUCGCCACUACAUGUGGUAAGAAAUUCCUGCUGGCUCUUCCUUUUAGAUGAGAUUGAAGACUGGAGGUUUAUAGUGCCUUGAUCAACAAUAUAUCAUAAAAUAAAUAUAAAAUUAUUGUAUAUUUAAAAGCAUUAAGUGAUAUAACAAUACAUCAUAAAAUAAAUAUAAAAUUAUCAUAUA